CUCUCUCUCUUUUUAUGUUAACAGAUUGUGUACUUUGUUUUCCUUUUCUUGCAUGUUUGUGUCUUUCAACUGUCGUCCUUUUCUCACUCGGUCCCCUCCACCUUCCCUCUCUCUCUGAGUAGGUUGGUCUAUCUGUAUAUCUGUGUUCUAUUUCUGACUGUGAUUACUGGAGUGACAGCGAAGGUUCUAGAAUCCCAGAUAAGACCAUAUAAAGUUUGCAUUUCAUAUUUACUGAGACAGGCACUGACUUGGGGAAUAAUAACAUAGUUGUAACUCGGCUGCAACACAGAGCGUGACCAGACAAGAGAAAGUACCUCUCUACCUUUACUUCAACAAGGUCAGUCUCACUGAAACUUAAAAUCUGUUCUACAAAAAAAAACUGGUUAAAAUAGCAGCACACACAGUUGGCCUCCUGCCCAUGACCAAGAGACCAUGACUAAGAGACCAUGACCAAGAGACCAUGACCAAGAGACCAUGACUAAGAGACCAUGACCAAGAGACCAUGACCAAGAGACCAUGACCAAGAGACCAUGACCAAGAAACCAUGACCUUGACCAAGCAUAACCAUCUCCAUCAGUGAUGCGUGUGUCAGCACGGAGGGUGUUAACAGGGCUCCUUAUCCUGGGUGGAAUCUCCACCCUGACCCAGUUCCUGCGUUUCUGUCUACCCUGCCGGCAGCCAUCCCAGGGUGAACCUGUGACCGUGCUGGUCCGGGACGGGUGGAGGGUCAGUUCUGACAUUCCCCUGGUGUUUGUGGGAGGGGUGCCUCGCUCCGGGACCACCCUGAUGAGGGCCAUGCUGGACGCCCACCCUGCGGUGCGGUGUGGGGAGGAGACGAGGGUCGUGCCCAGGAUACUGGGCCUUAAGCUGGGCUGGGCUGCUGAGAAGGAGGGGGUCAGCACCAAGGUCCUGGACCGAGCGGUCACUGCCUUCCUCCUUCAAAUCAUAGCAGGACAUGGGGAGCCAGCACCUCUACUCUGCAAUAAAGACCCCUUUACAUUGAAGAGCGCUAAGUACCUCGCUCACCUUUUUCCCAACUCUAAGUUCCUGCUGAUGCUGAGAGAUGGCCGAGCGGCGGUGUACUCUAUGAUUUCGCGUCGCGUGACGAUCGGUGGCUUUGACCUCUCCAGCUAUAGGGACUGCCUGGCCAAGUGGAGCCGAGCCACACAGGCCAUGCUGACACAGUGCACUCAGGUGGGCAGUAAGAGGUGCCUGGCUGUGAGGUAUGAGAGGCUGGUCCUCCACCCUCGCUCCACCCUGCAGACAGUGCUAAAGUUCCUGGGUCUGCCGUGGCACGAGGGGGUUCUGCACCAUGAAGAGGCUAUAGGAAAACCUGGAGGAGUCUCACUGUCAAAAACGGAACGGUCCACAGACCAGGUGAUGAGGCCCGUGAACUUAGACGCUCUGACUCGGUGGGUAGGUCACAUGCCCCCAGACGUAAUGGCAGACAUGGACGCUAUCGCCCCCAUGCUGGGGAGACUAGGCUACGACCCCAGAGCCAACCCACCUAACUACGGACAGUCUGACCCACAGUUCCUCAACAACACACAAAGGCUUCUGAAGGGAGACUUUAAAACUCCUGUAGCAAGACAACAUCAGAAAGAACGUCCUCUGAUGUCCAUGAAAGGUUCACAGACAGAGAGGUGACAGGGUCAGCGCCUGGAACAACGGUCACCGCUGACCUAUGACCCCUGAUUAUCCUCUCAGGGAAGACAACAGCAUCAACCAAAAGGCUGGUGGCUAAGCACCAAGCACAGUCAGAGGGCAUAACCAUGCAUGUGCUCUAGACCUCAUUGAUAGGAAGAAGUGAUGUACAAUGGAGAAAAGUAUAUUAUAUUGUUUUUUUACAUUUCCAAAAUGUGUUUACUUACCUCCAUUUUUUGGGGGUCCUUACAAAAACAAAAUAAUGGCCAAUCUUCACUAUAUUUUUGGUGAUAUCAAAGUGCCGCCAGCAGCCAUGUGGAUGAAUGGAGACAAGGGAAAAAUAGGCUCUUUGAGAAUCCAAGAAUAAAUUACUUACACAAUCGUCUCUAACAUGUAGGCUCAGCAUUCGUGAACAAUCCAAUUACAAGUCAGAAUGUUGAAUAAACUUAUUUUUAACUUA
Messenger RNA from Oncorhynchus keta (chum salmon), 2104 nucleotides. RefSeq names its product tyrosylprotein sulfotransferase 2 (gene tpst2). The record is from RefSeq and is a predicted model, not a curated record. NCBI's taxonomy places the organism in Eukaryota, Metazoa, Chordata, Actinopteri, Salmoniformes, Salmonidae. The transcript has 8 exons. Gene Ontology annotation, molecular function: protein-tyrosine sulfotransferase activity. Gene Ontology annotation, cellular component: Golgi apparatus. Bases 580 to 1647 code for a protein of 355 amino acids. Gene Ontology annotation, biological process: peptidyl-tyrosine sulfation.